Molecule: messenger RNA, 4528 nt
Organism: Ruditapes philippinarum (Manila clam)
Lineage: Eukaryota; Metazoa; Mollusca; Bivalvia; Venerida; Veneridae
Product: ubiquitin carboxyl-terminal hydrolase 4-like
Biological process (GO): protein deubiquitination
Molecular function (GO): cysteine-type deubiquitinase activity
Source: RefSeq, a predicted model, not a curated record
GUGGUUGCUAAGGAGGCCUGGGACAGUUAUAAGUUGAGGAAUGACUCCAUCAUCACAGACAUAUUUCACGGGCUUCUCAAAUAUACGGUCAUAUGUCCAGAAUGUGACAAAAUCUCCGUCACGUUUGACCCGUUCUGUUACCUGUCAUUGUCGGUCCCAGUGAAAAAAGAACGUCAGUUAGAAGUGUUCUGGGUACCUCUAGAUCCUGCCAAAAAACCAAUGCAGUUCAAGUUAACAGUACCAAAGAUGGGGUGUGUAGCAGAUAUCUGCGAUGUCCUAUCACAGUAUGUGGCAGUCGACAAAAACUUUAUGGUGGUGACAGAUGUAUAUAACCAUAGAUUUCACAAAGUGUUUGCUAUGUCCGAGGCCAUCAGUCAGAUUAUGGAUAAAGAUGAUAUCUUUAUUUACCAGGUUCCUGUCAACUCUCACGAUGACCAUGAUCUAGUUGUAUUACCUAUCUACAUGAGGCAAGAGAGGGGAAAGGCAACAUACAGCCAGUCAUAUAUAGGAACCUACCAGUUAUUUGGUCAACCGUUGUUAUUACCAGUACCAAGACAAAAAUGUACCUAUAAACAGCUGUAUGAGUUAGUACUUCAACGGAUCUCACGUUUUGUAACUGUGCCAGCUGACAAUGAGAAAUGGUGGGUGAUGGAGACACAGGACGAGGAUGUGGAGAUUGUCUCCACCACUCAAGAAGAGGAGGAAAGUAACGCAACAAACAUGAAUGGACAGGGAGAUUCUGUCGUUUGUAACGGAGUUCGGGAUACAGGUGAUGAUUCUGGAAUGGAAGUUAGUAACGGUGACAGUACUAAUAGUGAGAAUUCCUCGGACAACGAAAAUAACAAAUUUUCAGAUAUAAAUGGUCAAACAGAUAGUGAUAAAGAAAUAGAAAAACCUAGAAAACUUUUUAAAUUCUCAGUAGUGAAUUCUUAUGGCACAGCGGAAAUGGAUAAUAAAUUCAAAGAUGAUGACAACCCUCUGAAACUGAGUAGUCAUAUGUACAUAUCAGUGGACUGGAGCAAUCUAGCUAAAGAACAUUUUUACUGUGAUAGUGAAGCAGAGUCGUUUGAAAUGCACGACACAAUGGAAAGUAAACCUCAGAAAAAAGUAGUCAUUCAACUCAAUGAUUGUCUAGAACUGUUCACAUCCAAGGAGAAACUGGGAGAGAAUGAUCCUUGGAACUUUCCAAAAUGUGAGAAACAUCAGCAGGCAACGAAGAAGAUUGAUCUGUGGUCGUUACCAGAUACACUGAUCAUACACCUGAAGAGAUUCUCCUACAACCGUUACUGGAGGGAUAAAAUUGAUGCCCUUGUCGAGUUUCCAGCAAAGGGCAUUGACCUUGGCAAGUUUGUUAUAUCUCCAGCAGAUAAAUCAGAGUAUGUGUAUGACCUUAUUGGAGUGUCCAACCAUUAUGGUGGUCUAGGAGGCGGCCAUUAUACUGCAUACUGUAAGAAUGCUGUAGAAAAUGCCUGGUACUAUUUUGAUGAUUCAAGUGUGUCCGAGUCUUCUGAGGAAGCCACUGUGUCAAAGGCUGCAUAUGUACUGGUAUAUCAGAAACGUGGCACUUGGAAGAACAUCAAGAACACCACAGCAGCUUCCUCAACCACAACAUCUGAGGACAUUGAAAUCAACGGCUUAGACUCGGAAAAAGGAGAUGGCGAGGCAAACAAAAUGGAAGUGAAUUGAUACAGAAUUUACUAGGAGUGCAAAUUUACAUUUAUUAUUUACUUUGUAUUUAUCGGUCUUGUGAUAGGGACCCUUGGAUUUUAUAUUUUGAUGUAUACAUAUUAGCAGAUGUUAUAUUAUUUGAUAAAUCCAAGAUUAUACAUUUGUUUUGCUAACCGUAUUAAGACAGAAACUGUGUUUUGUUAUAGCCAUAUCCUAAAAACCAGGCUGUUUUUUUAGAAAAGAAAACUUUGUUUUUAUUUAUAGGUGACCGAAUAGAGAUUUGAAAAAAUUGUCAAGCAUAGUGUAUGUUUGGUUGAUUAACUUGAGUUCUUCUCAGUGACUCUGGUUUUACUUUACUGAAUGCUUUGAUACUAAUUGGACAAUGUAGUGUAUCAUUACAAUGUACUCGCAUAAGAUACUUGCUUUCCAAAUAUUUGUUAGACAGAGGAAUGAUUACCUGCUUUCUUCAUUCAAAAAUCAUAUUUGUUAAUUUAUUAUAAUAACACAAGUAUUAAUGUAUAAAAUUAUGAUAUUGGGGGGGGGGCAUUUUUUCUGUUACACUGUAUUAAUUUCUAUUACCGUAAAUUUUGAAUUUUUAAGUGAACUCUUUCAUUAUAUUAAUAUAAGGUACCUUUUGGUACAAAACAGAGCGAUUUUCUGUAAAAAAAAAUUGUGUUUUUUAUUUAGUUAUUUUUCAAUUAGUUAUUUUCAAUAAAAACUCCUGAUAAGUAAGAGUAAUUACACUUUAGGAUUAGAUCUGAGUAAUACAUAUAGUUGAGGACAGAUUUGUCCUGUAUAUAUCGUUUAAGCGAAAUGAUUUGUGUUGAUUUAAAGUUUAGAAAUACAGUAUACAUCAUGUGCUAUUAUUAUAAAAGGAGAACUGGGAUAAAAACAGAUAUUACUAAUGUACUUUAAUAUCAUUAUAUUACUUCUUAACAUUUUGCUUAAGCUGCAAAUUAAAAAAAAAACUCACAAAAAAGAAAAAUCAAAAAUACUGUUUGGUGCUGUAACAGCGUUGCUUACACAAAUGGUUUGGGAUAUUGAAGCUUUAAACUGUGUCUGUGGCCAAGUGUAUGAGGUGGUUGACUUUGAACCACUUGCAACUAUUCGCUGUGGGUUGGAAUCCCAUUGAGGACUAUGGAUUAUUUUAUGUGAGGAAGCUAUCUGGCUAGCUUAUGGAACUUGGUUGUUCAAUAAAUUAAUUGUAGGGGGUUUUUUUAUCAAAAAGACAAUAUUUCUAUAUAUAGAUAAGUUAAUACAGUGGAAAAAAAAUCAAACGGUUAUGUGUACUAAAUGGUAUCAUUUUUAUAUUAUUUUAUAUUGGAGUAUGAUAUAAUUAUAAGUCAAGCUUGGGGAUUAGAACUACUUUAUUGCUGUAUUUAACUAUAUAUAUAAUGCAUAGCAUCUUGACAAACAACUGAUAUAUAUGAAUUGAUUGUGACCAUUAACAGAAGAUGAUAAAACUGACAUAUGUUAGAUACGCUGUGAUAAGGCAAGAGUUUUAUUACAAUGCCACUUUUUCCCUAUUGGCAAUAUUGCCUUACCAUAUUGAGGUUUUGGAAAUCCCACAAUAAGAAAUUAAGUAUUUCUUCAAUGUUGUUUUAUUAAGUACAUGCAUUAUUAGAUACAAAAGCAUAAAUCAUUGAGGUAAUACAAUAAUGGCUGGUAGAUAUUUUUUUGUUGCUUAUAAUGAUACAUACUGCACAAUAAUACAGUAAAUAUGUUAUGGGCGGAUGAAAACUUUAAAUAUGACAGUUUAUAAAGUUUCUAUAAAACUGUUUGCCUUCAUUUAUUCUUCUGUCUAUUUUUUCAGGGUAAUGAUAUUCUUUGAUUUAGUAAAAAAAACAAACACACAACUAAUUAUGUUGUAGUACUAUUAGCUGAGGGAAAUGGAUAGUUUUUAGUCUUUAUUUUUUUCUGGUACAGUUUCAUGUAGGUCUCUGCUCCAGAAACUAGAUGAAAACUUCCUGUUAAAGACUGGCUUUUGUUGUGAAACUUUAAUGAAAGUUUCUAUUCCAGUGACUUGAACUUAUUUCUAAGAACAAAGCAUUGAUUGCUUGUGAUGUGUUUAGUCAGACACUUAAAAUUGUUUGUUUUGAAAAUUGUGCAUGAAUGUUUUGUUUUUCUGUUUGGAAUGCAUGUGUUUUAGUUGAUAGUUUAUGUGGACAAAAUGUACAUUGGUUAACAAAGUAAAGAACUUUGCUAAAGAAAAGUGAAAUAAUAUUUGAUGGGGGGGGGGGGCAAUGUGUAUUUAUGAAUCAAGACUUUAAUUUAAUUUUAUUUAAAGAUGUUUAAAUCUAUAUAAAAAUAACUACCAUCUAUUUUCUAGUGUAUAGAAAUGCAGUUUGGUUAAGCCAACAAAAUAUUUUUUAUAAUUCAAUAUUGAGAGAGUAAACUAAUGAAAAAACAACAAAAGCUCCCCACCGAUGUUAUGUAAUUGUUGGUGAGAGUUUAAAUUUAAUUAGGAAGUCUUAAUUAAAAAUGGAUACUUUUGUUAAGAGGUUGUGGCUUAACAGGGGAGACCACUCUACAGGGGUUACUCUGUAGUCCCUCGUGAGUUUUCUACAACAAUGACAAUUUCCAUAUAAAUUGUUAAGUCGAUACAAGAAGUAAAACUCAUAUUUAGAAUAUUAUUUACUGAUGUUAUUGUAGGACAUUAAAGUGCUAUAUAAAUAUUUUGGUUCGAGAGGAAGUUGUGUAAUGAAUGAAUGUUUGUCCUCACUGAGUGAGAAAGUUUACAGUAUGUAAUAUUUCAUGCACGUUCUCUUGCACACUUUGUGCUAUAAUGAUGAUUGACAUGAAUUAUUUCAUACGUUUUCUGUUAACUUUAUGUUACUACCAAAUAAAAUUAUUAUUCUUA